This is a messenger RNA of Spea bombifrons (plains spadefoot toad), 1182 nucleotides long. It is a transcript of the gene COMMD10, whose product is annotated as COMM domain containing 10. Lineage: Eukaryota; Metazoa; Chordata; Amphibia; Anura; Pelobatidae. Bases 84 to 683 code for a protein of 199 amino acids. The record is from RefSeq and is a predicted model, not a curated record. The transcript has 7 exons.
AUGACUUGCAGUGUAGUGUAGCCGGAGCGCGAAACGGUGCACAGUAUAUCUCUUCAUAGGUGCUAGCGGUGCGGGCUGGAGUCAUGGCAACGGCCAUCGUCAAAGAGACCGCAAGCAUAAAGCAAGCGGUGUCCAUUAUGAAUGCAAUGGAUGGAGGGAAAUUUCCUAGACUGCUGUCCCGGAUCCUCCAAAAACUUCAUUUGAAGGCUGAAAGGACUUUUAGUGAAGAAGAGGAGGAGAAACUUCAGGCUGCAUUUUCCUUGGAUAAGCAAGAUCUCCACUUAGUCUUGGAGACGAUAUCCUUUAUUUUGGAACAGGCUGUGUAUCAUAAUGUGAAAACAGCGGCUCUCCGUCAGCAUCUGGAGAACAUCCAUCUUGACCCGAGUAAAGCGGAAGCGUUUGCGAUUUCCUGGGAGAAUGCAGGGCAGGAAACUGUGGAAAAGUUUAAGCAAAGGAUUCUGGCUCCCAAAAAGCUGGAGACGAUUGCCUGGCAGCUCAGCCUCCAGAUGGCUCAAUCCACCCAAGCAAAAAUGAAAUCUCCCCAGGCUGCGAUAGAACUUGGAGUUAGCACCGAAGACACAAAGGAUCUGGAAAAAGUGUUCGUGGAAUUUAACCACCAGGAGCUGUUGGAGUUCUAUAACAAGCUGGAGACUAUCCAAGCACAGCUGGAUUCCCUUACGUGAUGUCUUAAAGACGGGUUCCUCCACUGCACUCCUGCCACCUCAUUAUUUUGUAUUGAAGAUAGAUUGGAAAGCUGUGUUUGCUAAAGAAAUCAAUGGGCUGCUUCCUGUUAAAAUUAUAUGGCUUAUCUACACUUAGACUAGCAACAUUAGCCAAGGGAUAUCAGUGUGAAGAAUGCCUACAGCCUAAUUUCCUUUCUGGUCAAAUUUUAUGAAUACAAGUUACAUUAGGAAUCCAUUUAAUAAUACAGAAAACAGAAGCUUAUUCUUCUAUUAUUGCAAGACAAAAGAAUAUUCAUCACAAUUAUUUCCAUAUAAAGUACAUAAGGCCAAUAUUUACAAAGCAUUGCCCUGGUUUUCAUGGUUACCAUAUCACAUUUAGAUAUCUUCUCUGAUUAUUCUUUAUAAAUAUGGCUCAGUGUCUACAAUAUAUAUAGGACAGAAGAGUCAAAAGGUUGCUCUCCAACUACUAGAACUCCCACAAAGUUCUGCCAGCAAGUCC